CCGCAAGAGGCGGGAGGGCGGUGUUGUCCGUCGAAAGCCUCGCUCGGUGUUUUGGCGGCAGCGGCGGCGGUGCUUGUCGCCGCCAUGGGCUUCCUGCGGCUCAUCGAGAUCGAGAACUUUAAGUCGUACAAGGGCCGACAGAUCAUCGGGCCCUUCAAGAAGUUCACGGCCAUCAUCGGACCCAAUGGCUCGGGCAAAUCAAACCUCAUGGACGCCAUCAGCUUUGUCCUGGCGGAGAAGACGAGUAACCUGAGGGUGAAGACGCUGAAGGACCUGAUCCAUGGUGCUCCAGUGGGAAAACCAGCAGCCAACCGUGCCCUGGUCAGCAUGGUGUAUGCUGAAGACUCUGGUGAUGAUAAGGUGUUCACCAGGGUGAUUGUGGGUGCUUCAUCGGAGUACAGGAUCAACAACAAGGUGGUGCCCCUGCAGGACUACAGUGAGCAGCUGGAGAAACUGGGAAUUCUCAUCAAAGCCCGUAACUUCUUAGUGUUUCAGGGUGCGGUGGAGUCCAUCGCCAUGAAGAAUCCCAAAGAACGGACUGCCCUCUUUGAGGAGAUCAGCCGCUCGGGGGAGCUGGCCCAGGAGUACGACAAGAGAAAGAAGGAGAUGGUGAAAGCCGAGGAGGACACGCAGUUUAACUAUCACCGGAAGAAGAACAUCGCGGCAGAGCGCAAAGAAGCCAAGCAGGAGAAGGAGGAGGCAGAACGCUACCAGCGUCUGAAGGACGAGCUGGCUCGUGCGCAGGUCCAGCUGCAGCUCUUCAAGCUCUACCACAACGAAUCGGAGAUCGAGCGAUUGAGCAAAGACCUCGCUGCUCGCAACAAGGAGAUUGAGAAGGACAAGAAACGCAUGGACAAGGUGGAAGAGGAGAUGAAGGUGCAGAAGAAGGAAGUCGGCAAGUUGAUCAGGGAGCAGCAGCAGAUCGAGAAAGAAAUCAAGGAGAAGGAUGCCGAAUUAAACCAGAAGCGACCACAGUACAUAAAGGCCAAGGAAAACACGUCGCACAAGAUCAAGAAGCUCGAGUCCGCCAAGAAAUCGCUGCAGAACGCGCAGAAACAGUACAAGAAGCGUAAGGCAGACAUGGACGAGCUGGAUCAGGAGAUGCUGUCUGUGGAGAAGGCCCGGCAGGAGUUUGAAGAGCGCAUGGAGGAGGAGAGCCAGAGUGAAGGACGAGACCUGCAACUCGAGGAGAACCAGGUGAAGAAAUACCACCGGCUGAAAGAGGAGGCCAGCAAGAGAGCGGCUACACUUGCUCAGGAGCUGGAGAAGUUCAACCGGGACCAGAAGGCUGACCAGGACCGGCUGGACUUGGAGGAGAGGAAGAAAGUGGAGACAGAGGCCAAAAUCAAGCAGAAAGUUCGGGAGAUUGAAGAGAAUCAGAAGAGAAUUGAAAAGCUGGAAGAUUACAUCAACACCAGCAAGCAGUCGCUAGAUGAGCAGCAGGCACAGGAGACGAAGCUGACUGACGAAGUGGAGGCAGCGAAGCGACGCAUCGAUGAGAUUAACAUGGAACUGAACCAGGUCAUGGAGCAGCUGGGUGACGCUCGCAUUGACCGGCAGGAGAGCAGUCGGCAGCAGCGUAAGGCGGAGAUCAUGGAGAGCAUUAAACGCCUCUACCCAGGCUCUGUGUAUGGCCGUCUGAUUGAUCUGUGCCAGCCCACACAGAAGAAAUACCAGAUUGCUGUCACCAAGGUGCUUGGGAAGAACAUGGAUGCGAUUAUUGUGGACACAGAGAAGACUGGCAGGGACUGCAUUCAAUACAUCAAGGAGCAGCGGGGCGAGCCGGAGACCUUCCUGCCUCUUGACUACUUAGAGGUGAAGCCCACUGAUGAGAAGCUCAGAGAGCUGCGAGGGGCCAAACUGGUGAUCGAUGUUAUCCGUUAUGAGCCGCCACAUAUUAAGAAAGCGCUACAGUACGCUUGUGGGAAUGCCCUUGUGUGCGACAACGUGGAGGAUGCCAGGAGAAUCGCCUUUGGGGGCCCGCAGCGGCACAAGACCGUUGCUUUGGAUGGGACCCUGUUCCAGAAAUCCGGUGUGAUAUCAGGAGGUGCGAGUGACCUGAAGGCCAAGGCUCGGCGCUGGGAUGAGAAGGCGGUGGAGAAGCUGAAGAGCAAGAAGGAGAAGCUGACCGAAGAGCUUAAGGAACAAAUGAAGAUUAAACGCAAGGAGGCCGAACUGCGGCAGGUGCAGUCGCAGGCUCACGGGCUCCAGAUGAGAUUGAAGUAUUCACAGAGUGACCUGGAUCAGACCAAAACACGGCAUCUCUCACUGAAUAUGCAGGAGAAAUCCAAGCUGGAGAGUGAACUGGCAAACUUCGGACCAAAAAUUAAUGACAUCAAGCGCACGGUGCAGGCCCGGGACCGCGAGAUGAAGGAACUGAAAGAGAAGAUGAACCAGGUGGAGGAUGAGGUGUUUGAGGAAUUCUGUCGAGAAAUUGGGGUGAGGAACAUCAGGGAGUUUGAAGAGGAGAAGGUGAAAAGGCAGAAUGAGAUAGCCAAGAAGAGACUGGAGUUUGAGAACCAGAAGACAAGACUGGGGAUCCAACUUGACUAUGAGCGGCAACAGCUGAAGGAAGAUCAGGACAAGGUGCACAUGUGGGAACAAACAGUGAAGAAGGAUGAGAAUGAGAUCGAAAAACUGAAAAAGGAGGAGCACAGGCACAUGAAGAUCAUCGACGAGACUAUGGCCCAGCUGCAAGACCUGAAGAACCAGCACCUUGCCAAAAAGUCUGAGGUCAGCGACAAGAACCACGAGAUGGACGACAUCCGCAAGAAACUUGGAGGAGCCAACAAGGAGAUGACCCAGCUGCAGAAGGAGGUGACUGCCAUCGAGACCAAACUGGAGCAGAAGCGCAGUGACCGCCACAACCUGCUGCAGAGCUGCAAGAUGCAGGACAUCAAGCUGCCCCUGCGCCAGGGGAGCAUGGAUGAUAUCAGCCAGGAAGAGGGGGAAUUGCAGUCCGAAGACACAGGAAACAGUUCGCAGAGGACCUCAAAUGUGUGUGCGCGCGAGGCCAUGAUUGAGAUAGACUACAGCGAGCUGUCUGAGGAUCUGAAGGACGCAUUAGCGGAAGACGAGGUCAAGAUAGAAUUGAAUAGCCUGCAGCAGAAAGUGACAGAGCACCAGAAUAUCCUGCAACGGAUUGCUGCGCCCAACAUGAAGGCCAUGGAGAAGCUGGAUAGCGUGCGGGAUAAAUUCCAGGAGACCUCAGAAGAGUUUGAGGCAGCAAGAAAACGAGCCAAGAAGGCCAAGCAGGCAUUUGAGCAGAUAAAGAAAGAGCGUUUUGACCGCUUCAAUGCCUGUUUCGAAGCCGUGGCCACCAACAUUGAUGAGAUUUACAAGGCUCUCUCGCGGAACAGUAGUGCACAGGCGUUCUUGGGCCCGGAGAACCCGGAAGAGCCUUAUCUGGAUGGGAUCAACUACAACUGUGUGGCUCCAGGCAAGCGGUUCAGGCCCAUGGAUAACCUGUCUGGAGGGGAGAAGACAGUGGCAGCCUUGGCUCUGUUGUUUGCCAUCCACAGCUAUAAGCCAGCCCCGUUCUUCGUCCUGGAUGAGAUUGAUGCUGCUCUUGACAAUACAAACAUUGGAAAGGUUGCCAACUACAUUAAGGAGCAGUCCAUGUCUAACUUUCAGGCUGUGGUCAUUUCCCUAAAAGAGGAAUUCUACACCAAGGCCGACGCGCUCAUCGGAGUCUACCCUGAGCAAGGGGACUGCGUCAUCAGCAAAGUGCUGACCUUCGAUCUGACUGGGUUCCCAGAGGCUGGCCCAUCACCCAACGAGUAACCCUCAGGGGAAGGAAGGAUUGCGGGUGGGAAUGGGGUUGGGUUUGAUUGUGAGAAUUUGGGCAUGCAGUACUUCAUUCACCUGGCACCGUGUGUCAAGCAAUCAAUCCUUGUCCCCAUGAGGUGGGGAGACUGAGCUUUCCAUUUUUAGUCCCCUCUGCCUUGUGCUGACUCCCCUCUCUCUGUCAGGUCUGUUUUUCUCUCUCUCUCUGUCUCUCUCUCUCUCUGUCUGUCUCUGUCUCUGUGUGUGUGUGUGUCUCUCUCUCUCUCUCUGUGUGUCUCUCUCCGUCUCUCUCCGUCUCUCUCCGUCUCUCUCCGUCUCUCUCCGUCUCUCUCUCUCUCUGUCUCUCUGUCUCUCUCUCUCUCUCUCUGUCUCUCUCUCUCUCUCUCUCUCUCUGUCUCUCUCUCUCUGUCUCUUUCUCUCUCUCUGUCAGCCUGUUUCUCUCUGUUUCUCUCUCUUUCUCUGUCUGUCUCUCUUUCUCUGUCUCUCUUUCUGUCUUUCUCUGUCUGUCUUUCUCUGUCUGUCUUUCUCUGUCUCUCUUUCUCUGUCUCUCUUUCUCUGUCUUUCUCUGUCUCUCUUUCUCUGUCUCUCUUUCUCUGUCUCUCUUUCUCUGUCUCUCUUUCUCUGUCUCUCUUUCUCUGUCUCUCUUUCUCUGUCUCUCUUUCUCUGUCUCUCUUUCUCUGUCUCUCUUUCUCUCUCUGUCUCGUCCCAGUACUUUUGCUGUGUGCCUCACGCAUUGAAGGUUGGGUUGGGAAAGGAAAGGAUGCUGUUCAGUGUUUCCCUUUGUCCGUAGUUCCCUUGAUCGCAAGCCAGAGAGGCUUGAGGGUUUGAGGCCUCUGCUCGCCCCAGUCUCCAGCUGUACAGUCCAGCUUACCACUCCUGAUGUAGGGAUUCUGACCUUCAGACUGCCUGUCAAGAAGCGGUGUGUUAACACCACCCCCACCCACCUUUCAGCUUGGGCAAGCCCCACCUCAGGGUGUGGCUUCAUUGAGCCCCUGGGCCCUGUUCAAAGUGAGGCACAGUCCAAGCGUCCUGCAGGAGGGAUGGGUUUUUUUCUGAACAGUGAGCUUUUAAAAGAAAAUGCCAAUCUGGGUAGCUAACUGCCCCCUUAAUUUAUUUGUUGGAAAGAGUACAGCAGAUUCGAUGAGCUUUGUUUACUGCUUCUGGGGUCAAGCAGCUUUAUUCCCUUGAUUUUUUUGGGAGUGGUGGCAUUUCCCACUUUAGGCUGUGGGUGUGAAAUCUUGCCUCUGGUGAUUGUAUCUCCCUUAACAUCGGAGCCAGCAUGCUCACGUGGCUGGACGUAUGCCUGAAAUUCCCCAGGGUAUCUUUGCCAGAGUGAGUUGGAGUUUGAAAGUAGUGGUAAGGGCCUCGAGAAGCUGAAAGGAAGAGACCGAGCGAUGAUUGCACUGUUUAGUUUUCUUUGUCCUUUGCAGCAGGGACUAGAAUCGUGAACGGGAAGCAGCUGUUUAAUUUGCUGAGCUCCUAAACUUACAGUCCGCGCAGGCAGCAUCCAAGUGAGUUGGGAGAGAGGAGAGCCAGCACUCUGAAUGCCUUUUAUCACCCCCCACCCUUUACAGGGUGUAAUCCCGGAGCUGUGCAGGGGCAGGAGGUUGUGAUUCUGUCUCUGAACAUCUGACGGACUCUGGAAGUACCUGUCUGGUGUUUCACCAGUUGCCGUGCCUAGACAACCUGCUCCCACCACCACCCCACACACACAUGCACCCAGCUCUCCACUGGCAGGCAAGAGCCUCCAGCAGUGCAACACACUAGCACUGCCGCCUGUCAGAGAUGGGAGCGUUGUUUAUUUUGGGGACUUUCUAUUCUUGCACCUGCCCCUCUCUGUCUGUCUGUCUCUCUUUCUCUGUCUGUCUGUCUCUCUUUCUCUGUCUGUCUGUCUCUCUUUCUCUGUCUGUCUGUCUUUCUCUGUCUGUCUGUCUCUCUUUCUCUCUCUGUCUGUCUCUCUUUCUCUCUCUGUCUGUCUGUCUUUCUCUCUGUCUCUGUCUCUGUCUCUGUCUCUGUCUCUGUCUCUGUCUCUGUCUCUCUCUCUCUCUCUAUCCUCCCCCACCCCAACCCCACCAGGAAACAGACCCAGUAGCUGCCAGCAGCUUGGCACUCUCCUCGAUUUGGCAGGAGUGCGGAGGAUCUCGGGAUGGUAUCUGAUGAAAGAUUGACCUUCCUGUUUGCAGAAAUCUCAACUGGAUCGCUGUGAGGGGGCGUUGAAGAGACUCUUUAUGGGUGGGGGAGUGAGUAGAAUUGUCUCUUUUUUUUAAGAUGAGAGAUGUAAAGUAUUUGAUAUGUAGCAUGUCAGGAUUAAACUGCUUGCUCGUUGCAGUGUGGCUCGGGCAGCUGUUUUGGUUGACUUGUUGAAACUCCUUGUAAUGGGAUCUGGAAACCAAUUUCCUCCUCUUUUUAGCAAGAAUCACGUUAGACUGCUUUUCUUUGUGACAGUGCCGUGCAAAAUCAUGUUUCUGUUUUACCCUGAAAGCACCCAAUAAAAUGUAUACUUUCAAUUUGA
This is a messenger RNA of Hemiscyllium ocellatum (epaulette shark), 6298 nucleotides long. Its product is annotated as structural maintenance of chromosomes protein 1A. Gene Ontology annotation, biological process: sister chromatid cohesion. Gene Ontology annotation, cellular component: nucleus; chromosome; cohesin complex. The record is from RefSeq and is a predicted model, not a curated record. Gene Ontology annotation, molecular function: DNA binding; protein binding; ATP hydrolysis activity. Bases 85 to 3783 code for a protein of 1232 amino acids. The transcript is spliced from 25 exons. Lineage: Eukaryota; Metazoa; Chordata; Chondrichthyes; Orectolobiformes; Hemiscylliidae.